Molecule: messenger RNA, 1403 nt
Organism: Sitodiplosis mosellana (orange wheat blossom midge)
Lineage: Eukaryota; Metazoa; Arthropoda; Insecta; Diptera; Cecidomyiidae
Product: lipase 1-like
Exons: 11
Coding region: 1-1254 (417 amino acids)
Biological process (GO): lipid metabolic process
Molecular function (GO): hydrolase activity, acting on ester bonds
Source: RefSeq, a predicted model, not a curated record
AUGGAAACUAAAGGAAUUCUUCUAAUCGCAUGUCUUGCCGUUCUUUUGCCCAAUGCUGGCGGCAAUAGCAGUAAAAAGAAUUCGACGAGUAUGUGUGGUAACGGAAGCAAACCUGCAACCUCGGCGUUAGACAAAAGCGAAUUAUUUAUUAAAAAAUGGGCUGAAGCGAUCGGCUCCGAAGAGAGUGAAACCACAAAAGCUUUGUGCAGUAAAACUACGGAUCAACUCAUUCAAUACUAUGGCUACCAAUCAGAGGUGCAUCAUGUUACAACGAUAGAUGGUUACAUUUUAACAGUAUUCCGUUGCAAUUCAAAAAAAGCAUUUUCGGGUAAAAAGAAGGCUGUGAUAUUGCAGCAUGGCCUUUUAAGCUCAUCAGAUGAUUUCACCGUAAACAUUCCAAGCCAAUCAUUGUCAUACGUUCUCGCAGAUCACGGCUAUGACGUGUGGAUACCAAAUAGUAGAGGGAAUUUCUAUUCAAAGCGACAUGAGGAGUUAGAAACAAGCAAUUGGCAAUUUUGGGAUUUUUCCUGGUAUCAGCUGGCUAUCCACGAUUAUCCCGCUGUUAUUGACUACGUACGACAUGAAACGGGCAAUUCGAAAGUUUUUAUCGUGGCACAUUCACAAGGCUCCACCACUUUAAUGACCUUGCUCUCUCAGCUGCCCGAAUACAAUCAAUACGUGGCCGCGGUGAGUCUUCUGGCACCGGUCGGCUACUUGGGCAACUCUGGAACAUUAUUACAAGCUCUCAGUAAAACUCUCCCGUUGGUAAUGCCGUGUAGAUAUAUGGAGCUUUUACCAAGAACUGUAGCUAAAAUAGCCACGACAAUUUGCUCGAUAAAUUCCCUCGAUGUUUCUAAGUUUGUUAUUGAUGUAUUAUUCGGUCAAAGUGAAAAUCAGAGGAACGAGACGAUGAUGCCUUCAUUUCUCUGCCAUAAACCAAGCGGUGCUUCAACUAUGCAACUCAUCCAUUUCGGUCAAGAGAUAAAAUAUGGAUACUUUGGCAAAUACAUGAACGACUCGAAAGUUCCUGAUAAUUUUGAUCUUUCGCGCAUUAAUGUGCCAAUGAGUCUUCACUACUCACCAAUCGAUACAUUCACCAAUCCAAAGGACAUAAAACGUUUGGUCCAUGAGCUGAAUCAUACUCUGGCGUUUGUACAAACAGUCGAAUCGUUCAAUCAUGUGGAUUUCAUCUGGGGCAUAAACGCUUCUCCUAUCAUUUAUUACAAAAUUCUAGAGUUUUUCACGAAAUAUUGAUAGAUAUCAAAUUUUUUUACAAUUAAAAAACAUUCGUAUAUCGUAAAUGUUAUUAAAAUGUAAUCAACCAUUUGGUAUGUGACUGUGGUCACUGCACGCCUCGAUCUAAGCAGAAAAUAAAAACCAAACUAUUUUUGUAUUAAAAAAAC